AUCGAUGACAUCGCGGACGGCGCCGUGAAACCCCCACCGAACAAGUACCCCAUCUUCUUCUUCGGCACCCACGAGACCGCCUUCUUGGGCCCUAAAGAUCUCUUCCUUUACGAAAAAUAUAAAGACAAAUAUGGGAAACCAAACAAGAGAAAAGGCUUCAACGAGGGGUUGUGGGAAAUCCAGAACAACCCUCACGCCAGUUACAGUGCCCCUCCGCCUGCGAGCUCCUCAGACAGCGACGUUCCCGAGAACGACCCGAUGGGAGGAAGCGACGGAGGUGACGAUGAGGAAGACGCUGCCAUGGCUGCGGGCGACGCCACAGAGAAAAUGGAAAGCGAUGAGGACUCGGAUCGAGGCAGCGACCACAGUGGGCUCAAGCGAAAGUCACUGGCUAUGAAAAUGCCGGUGGCAAAACGACCUCGGAAAUCCUCCAGUGACCUGGAUCAGGGCAGCCCUUCCCUGUCAGAAGAGGAGAACUCGGAAACGUCUUCCGAGUCGGAAAAAAACAGUGACCAGGACUUCACUCCUGAGAAAAAGCCAGUGGCCAGGGCUCCCCGGAGGAUGCCAGCAGCAGGGAGGAAGAAGAAGAAAGUGGAGUCCGGUUCCGACUCAGACUCCAAAGUGGACUCGGAUUUGGAAGUGGGAAAUGCGACUGUGGACAUGACCAAGUCGGACUCCAACUCCGAUUCGGACUCGGAUGUGUCUGUGAAGAAGGCUCCACGGGGCAGGAAGCCAGCUGAGAAACCCCCUCCCAAGCCCCGUGGCAGGAAACCGAAGCCCGAGCGUGUCCCGACCAGCUCCAGCAGUGACAGUGACAGCGAUAGCGACGUGGACCGCAUCAGCGAGUGGAAGAGGCGAGAUGAAGAACGACGGCGGGAGCUGGAGGAGAAGAGGAAGAGGGAGCAGGAGGAAGAGAUCCGUCGACUCCGGGAGCAGGAGAAAGAGGAGAAAGAGAAGAGGAAGGAGAAAGCGGAGAAGAGCGAGGAGAUGCACUCGGACUCAGACAGCAGUGCAGAGGAUGAAGUGGCCAAAAAAGGCCGGAAAGGUCGAGCCAAGGCCCCGUCCUCCUCGGACUCUGAACUGGAGCUGGAGAAAGAGGUAAAGAAGCCGGCGAAGAAGCAGCCCUCGGAGUUGUCAAGGAAACCGAAUCAGAAGGAGAAGAGAGGCCGAGCAGAGGAGAAACCACGGAACAAGCCUUUGAAAGUGGAACGAGGCCGAAAGAAAUCUGACCUGAUCCCCGAAAGGAGGGUGGAGAAGAAAAAGGAACCCACAGUCGAAGAAAAACUUCAGAAGCUUCACAGCGAGAUCAAGUUUGCCCUGAAAGUGGAUAACCCGGACAUCAAGCGAUGUCUGAACGCACUAGAGGAGCUGGGCACGCUCCAGGUCACCUCUCACAUCCUCCAGAAGCACACCGACGUGGUGGCUACGCUGAAAAAGAUCCGUCGCUACAAGGCAAACAAGGAUGUGAUGGAGAAAGCUGCCGAAGUCUACACCCGGUUGAAGUCGCGUGUGCUGGGACCAAAGAUGGAGGCAAUCCAGAAAGCCAACAAAGCCGGACCUGAGAAGGACAAGGGGGAGGCGGAGAAGGGCCAGGAGAAGCUGUCGGGAGGGGAGACACGGAAUGAGAAGGGGGAAGAGGAGACAAAUGCUGACUUGUCAGGUCCUGUGAAUGGUGAAUCCCUGUCCCAAAAAGCAGAGGGCACAGAGGAGAAGGACAAAAGCCAAGGGCCGGAAGCUGGAGAGGCAGAGGCAUCCGCCAAGGAGACCCACAACAACGUGCAGGACUAUCCCAAGGGCGAGCGAGCCGGGCCGGAGCGGGAGAGGGCUCGCGGGGAGUCGGAGGCUGUGGAUGACGUGGAGGAGAGCUGA
Messenger RNA from Tauraco erythrolophus (red-crested turaco), 1869 nucleotides. Lineage: Eukaryota; Metazoa; Chordata; Aves; Musophagiformes; Musophagidae. The record is from RefSeq and is a predicted model, not a curated record.